Closterium sp. NIES-65 is the source of this 882-nucleotide messenger RNA. The record is from the annotation of a GenBank genome assembly. NCBI's taxonomy places the organism in Eukaryota, Viridiplantae, Streptophyta, Zygnematophyceae, Desmidiales, Closteriaceae.
AUGGCGGACGGCUCCGAGAUUCCAUCGUCGUGUUUAUUCGUCGCUUGCAUCCCGCAGUCGCAGGUGGGAAUAUUUGAGAGAUGGGGAAGAUUCACCCAUGUCGCAGAGCCCGGGAUGCACUGCUUCAAUCCCCUCGCCGGGACUUGGUUGGCGGGAAAGCUGUCGCUCCGCGUGCAGCAGUUAGACGUGCGCUGCGAAACCAAAACGAAGGACAAUGUGUUUGUGACGGUGGUGUGUUCCGUCCAGUACCGGGUGAUGAAGGACCAUGCAGACGAUGCAUUCUACGAGCUCCAGAAUCCGCGCGAGCAGAUCCAGUCCUACGUCUUUGAUGUGGUGCGAGCAAGUGUGCCUCGCAUUGAGCUGGAUCAAGUGUUUGAGCAGAAGAACGAGAUCGCCAAGAGUGUGGAGGAGGAACUGGAAAAGGUGAUGACAGCGUAUGGCUACACCAUUCAGCAGACUCUCAUUGUGGACAUUGAGCCUGACGCCACCGUGCGCAAAGCCAUGAACGAAAUCAACGCUGCUCAGCGCAUGCGCAUGGCAGCGCAGGAGAAGGCAGAGGCUGAGAAGAUUCUUCAAGUGAAGCGUGCCGAGGCUGAUGCCGAGGCAAAGUACCUCUCUGGUGUUGGUGUGGCUCGGCAGAGGCAGGCAAUUGUGGACGGGCUGAGAGAGAGCGUCCUCGCAUUCUCACAUGAAGUGGCAGGAACAACACCCAAGGAUGUGUUGGAUAUGGUGCUUGUAACGCAGUACUUUGACACAAUGAAGGAUAUAGGCGCGUCAGCCAAGAGCAACACGGUGUUCAUUCCACAUGCGCCGUCUCAGAUUGCUGACAUUUCUGCCCAGAUUCGGAAUGGGAUGCUGCAAGGAAACAUUAAGCAGGAAUAG